Prunus avium (sweet cherry) is the source of this 822-nucleotide messenger RNA. Lineage: Eukaryota; Viridiplantae; Streptophyta; Magnoliopsida; Rosales; Rosaceae. The record is from RefSeq and is a predicted model, not a curated record.
AUGGGGGACACUGCUCUACAUAUCGCUGCUUCGGAUAGAGAAACAAAAAUUGUACUGGAUUUGCUGGAGAUCAUUGGAGAAAAUGCAUUGAAGAUAAAAAAUAACAAAGGCAACACACCUCUCCAUUUAGCUGCUGUAGUGGGGGAUGUGGAAACGUGUCAUGCAAUGGCCACCAAAUACCCCAAACUCGUGUCGUCUCGCAACAAUGAGAAUGCGACCCCUCUCUUCUUGGCAGCUCUUAAUGGGCAUGAGAAGGUUUUUCUUUGCCUUCAUACUCACUGUGAUGAAAAAAGAUGCUAUUCGUUUAGAACAAGUAAUGCUGAUACCAUUCUCCAUGCAGCUAUGUCGGGUGAAUACUUCAGUUUGGCAUUCUGGAUAAUUGAGCGGCACCCAGAUCUUGCUAAUUCUUUGAAUCAGGGAAGUUUAUCUCCCCUCCAUAUUCUAGCCAAUACUCCAUCAGCAUUCAAAAGCAGUAGCCGCCUUUCACUGUUGGAUCGUCUCAUAUACCAAUUUUUAAUUGUUGAAGAGCUAAAAGGGGGAAAAGAGGACAAAAAAUUUAUUUGUCCCCUCCAGAAAAGAGGAAGAAAAAUCAUCAAUACGGGUUCUGAAUCUCAUCAAGCAUUAUCUAAAUCAUGGGGAAAUAAGAUGUGUUCUUCUCUAUGUCUACCUAAGAGAGGAAAUAAAAACGAAGAUGUUAGAGAUGCAGAGAAUCCCCAACAAAAUAACAGCUCAAGGCAAGGUAAGUUGGGUAAUAGGACUUAUGUUACAAUUAGACCCGAUAACCAAAAACCCGAUAACCAAUUAGUCGAUUACCUAGACUGA